ACAGUGGGGCUAGGAUAGGACCCCAAAGGGUCAGUCAUGUAAGCUUCUUGCUUGCUGUCACUUGGUCAUCUGGGCCUAGACCCACCUAUCUGGUUCCUACCUGCCUUUUCCUCUCCAGUGAGGCCUCAAAAGCCUGAAUAAGCUGGGCAGGAACUUUGGGAAAUAUCAGCUCCCACAGGGUGGUCCUGGGCCCACACUGCCCCUCCUUGCCUCUCCCUAAGACUUUCAGUUGCCCAAGAAGUCAGAGUCCCCACCUUCUGAAAUGUAGGCUCACAAGUCACUUCCCCUUCAAAAGUCAUCUUCUUCUAGCUAGACUCCACCCAAUUAGCAAAACCAAGCUCUGGCAGGGCUGGAAGGCUAGGCCUUGGUUUCUUCAUUAGGACUGGGAGCUUGUAGAAUUGUAGAGUUGGCCAUGUUGGUCCAAAAUUAUGGGAGACCAGUAGGAGAAGCAAAGCUAUCCAGAAGCCAUUGGAGAAGAGCCUCUGUAAACCCAGAAUGCCCUGGAGGCUGCCAGUAGGGUACUGGUACAGAGGUAUACACAUCUCGCCACGCCUAGCCCCACCCCAUGACCUAGUGAUUGGCCAGUCCUGAUCUCUGGGAAGGGCUUUCAGAAAGAAGUAACCACCCCAGUGCUCAAGACAGUAUUUUAUGGACCCUCUAGGGUCAGUGUGCCCAAGACGCCAUCAUGCUCGGCCUCUGGCUACUCAGCACCCUAUGGACAACCGUCAUAGCCGCUGGACCUCCUUUGCCCCAUGUGAAACAGUAUGAGGUGGUAUGGCCUCAGCGACUGGCUGCAUCCCGCCCCCGCAGAGACCUGCCCUCCCACCGGGGCCUGUACCCAGAGAAUUUGAGCUAUGCUCUUGGGACCAAAGGGAACAAUUUCACCCUGCACCUUAAGAAGAACAAGGACCUGCUGGGCUCAAGCUACAAAGAGACCUACUCAGCUGCCAAUGGCUCUGAGGUGACAGAGCAGCUGCAUGGGCAGGACCACUGCCUCUACCAGGGCCAUGUGGAAGGGUACGAAGGCUCAGCUGCCAGCUUUAGCACCUGUGCUGGCCUCAGGGGCUUUUUCCGAGUCGGGUCCACUGUCCACCUGAUUGAACCUCUGGAUGGUGAUGAAGAGGGCCAGCAUGCAAUGUACCAGGCGGACCACCUGCUUCAGAAGGCUGGGACCUGUGGGGUCAGCGACACCAGCCUGGAUGACCUAGGGCCUCGGGCCUUAGAAAUCUACAGGUCUCAGCCCCGGAACUGGCUACUAGGCAGAGAAACCCGCUAUGUGGAGUUGUAUGUGGUCACUGAUAGCCAAGAGUUCCGGGAGUUUGGGAGCAGAGAGGCUGUACGCCAGCGUGUACUGGAGAUAGUAAACCACGUGGACAAGCUUUAUCAGGAACUCAAUUUCCGUGUGGUCCUGGUGGGCCUGGAGAUCUGGAACAGGGACAAGUUCUACAUCAGCCGCUAUGCCAAUGUUACACUGGAGAACUUAUUGAACUGGAGGGAACAGAACUUGCUAGGCCGGCACCCACAUGACAACGUGCAACUUAUCACGGGGGUCGAUUUCAUUGGGACCACUGUUGGACUGGCUAAGGUGUCUGCCCUGUGUUCCCGGCACUCAGGAGCUGUGAACCAGGACCACACUAGAAGCCCCAUUGGUGUAGCAUCCACCAUGGCCCAUGAGCUGGGCCACAACCUGGGCAUGAGCCAUGAUGAGAAUAUCCAAGGAUGCUACUGUCCUGUCCCACGUGAGAAUGGCGGCUGCAUCAUGACGCAAAGCUUGGGCUCUGCGUUCCCCAAGAAAUUCAGCAGAUGUAGCCAGGUCGACCUAGAGGCAUUCGUGGUGAAGCCCCAUACAGACUGCCUGACCAAUUUCCCAGAUGUCAACCGGUUCGUGGGUGGCCCUGUGUGUGGAAACAAAUUUGUAGAGCGUGGAGAGCAGUGUGACUGCGGUACACCUCAGGACUGCACGAACCCCUGCUGCAAUGCCACCACCUGCCAGCUGGUCAAGGGGGCAGAAUGUGCCUAUGGUGCCUGCUGUCAUAGGUGCAAGGUGAAGCAAGCUGGUGAGCUGUGUCGCCCCAGAAAGGACAGAUGUGACCUGGAGGAGUUCUGUGAUGGCCAGAAGCCAACAUGUCCUGAAGAUGCUUUCCAACAGAAUGGCACACCCUGCCCAGGGGGCUACUGCUUUGAUGGGAGCUGCCCCACACUGGCGCAGCAGUGCCAGAGGCUGUGGGGGCCAGGUGCUCGGGUUGCAUCAGACUCUUGCUUUACCUUUAGCAUCCCUCGGGGCUGCAGUGGCAAGAUGUAUCCUGGCAGGAUGAACCGAUGUGGGAUACUGUACUGUGAGGGAGGCCAGAAGCCCCUUGAACGUUCCUCCUGCACUUUCUCCUCCUACUACGGAGUCUGCCAAGCUCUCAACACAGACAGCAACAAUGGUGCCUAUGAGAUGGUACUCCAGGGUACCAAGUGCGAGGAGGGGAAGGUUUGCAUGAAUGGAUACUGCCAGGACCUCCGUGUGUAUAGAUCUGAGAACUGCUCUGCUAAGUGCAACAACCAUGGGGUAUGCAAUCACAAGGAUAAGUGCCAGUGCCAUGCAGGCUGGGCCCCACCCCACUGUGCACAGCGGCUAGCAAAUGUACCAGAUAAGCGAGCAGCGACUGGGAGCCUUCCAGUCGGUGUGGUGGUGGUUUUGGUGAUCCUGGUAGCUGCGAUGAUCAUUCUGGCAGGUGUCAUCAUCUACCGAAAGGCCCCAAGGCGCAUCCAGAGGAGGAGUGUGGCACCCAAGCCUACCACAGGACUCUCCAACCCCUUAUUCUACAUGGGGGACAACAGCCUGACAGAUAAGAACAGACUUCCAGGCCCUCCAGAAGUGGUUUCUACCAACAAGCCCCCAAGACCCACAGUGACACCAAAGAGGCCACCCCCUGCACCUACAGCUGCUACAUCCAGCCCACCACUCCCUGUUCCAGUUUAUACCCAGCAGGUACCAAAUCUGCUUAGACCUGUUCCACCCAACAAGCCCCUCCAAAAACUGAACCCCAAGCAGGUCAAGCCAAAUUUUGCACCCCCGACACCACCGGUUAAGCCUGGGUCUGGAGGGACCGUGCCUGGAGUGACUCAGAGAGCUGGUGGUCCAACGGAUGCUCUGAAGGUUCCUUUCCAGAAGAGGUGACCAGCUAGGGCACCCAGGGGCCAUCGUAGGCUUGUGGAAGUUUGGAGUUACCAGUGCUCCUUCGGCAACAGCCCCCACUCAGGCUGGACCUGCAGUCACUGUUCCUACCUCAGGAGUAAUCUCUAUGCGGCUCUUGCUGUCCAGCUGCCCACUCGAACCAGUGUCCUCUCACUGGCUUUAGACAGCUUAGGCCACAUGUCUGAAGUUGCUAGGCUGGGGUGGCGUCACCCUCAGUGAGCGACUGUACCUGUCUUCUGGUGUGGACAGGAUGCCAGGACCCCCCCCUCCCAGAAACGUCUGCACCCGCCCUUACCCAGCGACCCCUCUCCAAGGCCGGGGCAGCUUUGCACAAUUCCUGUAUCUACUACAUCCUACUCAUGUACUAGACUUAGGGAGGAAAAGCCACCUUCUGGGGGGAAGGAGGGAGUAAUGGGACAGGAGUCGCCGUCAUUUCGGAGUUGGGACAGAAUGGUUGUCUAACUUACUGCUAAACACUAUUCAUUAAUAAAGAUUUUAUUUUAUCAGUAGAUUACAAA
Cricetulus griseus (Chinese hamster) is the source of this 3702-nucleotide messenger RNA. Lineage: Eukaryota; Metazoa; Chordata; Mammalia; Rodentia; Cricetidae. The record is from RefSeq and is a predicted model, not a curated record.